AAGAAGAAACCAAACAACAAUAUUCUUGGACAAAAAUGGGAAGGUCUCCUUGUUGUGAUGAAAAUGGCCUUAAAAAAGGACCAUGGACUCCUGAAGAAGAUCAGAAACUUAUUGAUUAUAUUGACAAACAUGGCCAUGGCAGUUGGAGAGCUCUUCCUAAGCUUGCAGGCCUUAAUAGAUGUGGCAAGAGCUGCAGAUUAAGAUGGACUAAUUAUUUGAGGCCUGAUAUCAAGAGAGGCAAAUUCUCUGAAGAAGAAGAACAAACAAUUCUUCAUCUCCAUUCCAUCUUAGGAAACAAAUGGUCUGCGAUCGCGACACACCUACCAGGAAGAACAGAUAAUGAGAUCAAGAAUUUCUGGAACACACAUUUAAAGAAGAAGUUGAUUCAAAUGGGAUAUGAUCCAAUGACUCACAGGCCAAGAAGUGAUUUAUUUGCAAGCUUACCUAAUAUAAUAGCUUUGGCAAACUUACUUCAGCAUCAUCCACUAGAAGAUCAUGCUAUAAGAGUACAAGCAGAAGCUGCCCAAUUAGCUAAGCUUCAAUACUUACAAUUUCUAUUCCAAUCUUCAUCAGCUUCAAAUAAUUACCCAAUAUCUACAAGCUCAAACACUCAAUAUAAUCUUGGAGAUUUUGGCACAUUUAAUUUGUCAAAUUCUAUUAAGGAAAGUACUACCCCUUCUUUAAACUUAUCCCAUCUUGAAAAUCAAACACUUUUCUCCAAUGAAAACUCUGACUCUCAACUGCUCCAAAAUCAAGAUAUUUCUUUAACUUUUCCAGACUCACAACAAGUCCCUUUCAAUUUCCAAACACAUUUGAAUAAUAAUAAUAAUAUUAACACAAGUGAUAUUAAUGGCCACAAUUUUAAUUAUGAUCAAGGAAAUGAUUCAACAAGUACCCCAUUGAAUAAUAUUAAUCUUCCUUCUCCAGCUUCUUCAACUCGUUUGCCACCUUUGACAGAAAUUUCUAUUAGCAAUAAUAAUCAAGGAGAUUCCAGCAGUACUUCCACCAAUGCAGCUGAAGGAAUUACUUCUUCAUAUAAUUGGCCUGAACUUUUUCUCGAGGAACAUUUCAUGCAUGAGAUUUCUUGAUAUAGUAGUCGGGAUUGGAACUAAGUUGAAGUUUUGUGUAUUAGUAUUAUUGAUUAUUGAGCCACAUAUAUGGACAGUAAGGAUUUAUAUAGCCAAUUUCAAAUUAUUUGAAAUUGAGACGUAGUUGUUACUAUAUAUGUUGUAAUAUGAUUGAUUGUUGAGAGGGGCUCCAACAUGUGUACACACGUUAACAUUGCUAAUGUAUACCUGCAAAUG
Molecule: messenger RNA, 1304 nt
Organism: Nicotiana attenuata
Lineage: Eukaryota; Viridiplantae; Streptophyta; Magnoliopsida; Solanales; Solanaceae
Product: transcription factor MYB35-like
Exons: 3
Coding region: 36-1088 (350 amino acids)
Source: RefSeq, a predicted model, not a curated record